AGAAAGAAGAUGCCAGUCAGGUCUAAGGGUCCGAGGCCAGAACUCUGAUCCCCACGGAUUUCUUGCUUGCAUGAAACUGGACAUCUCGACAUAAAAUUAAGGGUUAAAAAAAAAGAAAAGGAAAAAAAGAAAAGAAAAGAAGAAAAUAUACCCACCCCCAAGAGUGCCUCCCAGCGCCGCAGGGAGCCUCCAGCGAGUUGAGCAUCAGCAGCGCUCUUCCCGCCCGCAGCCGGGCUGGACGCUCUCCGUGGUGCUGAACCUGAACGGCCGCCGCUUUCCGCGGUGCCCAAGCCGCCUGGCUGCAAUUCUCCCCGGGUUCUGCCACCUUGUCCCUCUACUCCCUAGCUCCUUUAAACAUCUGGAUUAUUUUCCCCAGAGGCGCUCUCCGGCUUCGUCGUUGCCCAUCGGAAACAUUUUUGCACCCCCAUAACUCGAGGACUUUACAGCACAAGAAUCUAGAAAAUGUACAGCUUCAACACUCUGCGAUUCUACCUUUGGGAGACCAUUGUAUUCUUCAGCCUUGCUGCUUCCAAGGAGGCCGAAGCUGCCCGCUCUGCACCCAAGCCUAUGUCACCCUCGGACUUCCUAGAUAAGCUCAUGGGGAGGACUUCUGGGUAUGAUGCCAGGAUCAGGCCCAACUUUAAAGGUCCCCCUGUGAACGUGAGCUGCAACAUCUUCAUCAACAGCUUUGGCUCCAUUGCUGAGACAACCAUGGACUACAGGGUCAACAUCUUCCUGAGGCAGCAGUGGAAUGACCCCCGUCUGGCCUACAAUGAGUACCCCGAUGACUCCCUGGACCUUGACCCGUCCAUGUUGGAUUCCAUCUGGAAGCCUGACCUGUUCUUUGCCAACGAAAAGGGAGCCCACUUCCACGAGAUCACCACUGACAACAAAUUGCUGAGAAUCUCCCGGAAUGGCAAUGUGCUCUACAGCAUCAGAAUCACCUUGACACUGGCCUGCCCCAUGGACCUGAAGAACUUCCCAAUGGACGUACAGACAUGUAUCAUGCAACUGGAAAGCUUUGGAUACACCAUGAAUGACCUCAUCUUUGAGUGGCAGGAGCAGGGAGCGGUGCAGGUGGCAGAUGGACUGACGCUGCCUCAGUUUAUCCUGAAAGAGGAGAAGGACCUGAGAUACUGCACCAAGCACUACAACACAGGUAAAUUCACCUGCAUUGAGGCCCGGUUCCACCUGGAGCGGCAGAUGGGCUACUACCUGAUCCAGAUGUACAUCCCCAGCCUGCUUAUCGUCAUCCUGUCCUGGAUCUCCUUCUGGAUCAACAUGGAUGCUGCACCAGCUCGUGUGGGGCUGGGCAUCACUACUGUGCUCACCAUGACCACACAGAGCUCUGGCUCCCGAGCCUCCCUACCCAAGGUGUCCUAUGUGAAAGCUAUUGACAUUUGGAUGGCCGUUUGCCUGCUCUUCGUGUUCUCGGCUCUGCUGGAAUAUGCGGCCGUGAACUUCGUGUCCAGGCAACACAAGGAGCUGCUGCGAUUUAGGAGGAAGCGGCGACAUCACAAGAGCCCCAUGCUGAAUCUGUUUCAGGAUGAUGAGGGUGGAGAAGGCCGCUUCAACUUCUCCGCCUACGGGAUGGGCCCAGCCUGUCUGCAGGCCAAGGAUGGCAUCUCUGUCAAGGGUGCCAACAACAAUAACACCACCAACCCCCCACCUGCACCGUCCAAGUCCCCGGAGGAGAUGCGGAAACUCUUCAUCCAAAGAGCCAAGAAGAUCGACAAGAUAUCGCGCAUCGGUUUCCCCAUGGCCUUCCUAAUCUUCAACAUGUUCUACUGGAUCAUCUACAAGAUCGUUCGAAGAGAGGAUGUCCACAACAAGUGAUGGGUGGGGAGGGGGGGGUGGGAGAGGGUGGUGGGAGGAGCACAGAGGCUGGGAACCAGGGGAGGAGGGAGAGGGGGAGAGCGCACACCCAUCUCCCUCCAAGUGCAAUAGAAACCACAGGGGUGGAUACUUCCAGGGUAUGGCAAUAUUCAUCUAGCCUCCAAGGGCAUGAGGUGGUGGGGGAGCCUUUUCAUGAGGGUUAGGGUGGGGGUCAGGGAGGGGGAUUGGGGAAUCACAGCUUUCAAAAUUCAAGUCCAUGGCGGGGGGAGUCUCCUGUUUGGAGGUCAGUGCUGCCUGCCCCAGAGCAGGAAAGCAGUGUAAUAUAUGACAUAUAACUAUGCUUAACAUUAAUGCAAAACCCAUGAGAACAAAAGAUGCGUCUUUUAAAUCAGCCUAGUAACUGCUUAAACUUUUAAAGUCCCCAAAGUGAUGGACAACUUCUCCCAGAGUAGAAAUGGCCACUAACCAGCUUGCUGUGGUAUGUGCCCACAUCACGCCCUUACAAAUGACAUGUGGAUCUUCAAGCUGACCCCCGUGGACACAUGCCAAAAAGCCACUUCACCUCUGCUUCAAGAGGGUCACGUGACACAGGCGUAGGUCAUGGAGAUGGAUAAAGAUGGACCAACAGCAGGAAGUGACCGAGGAGAAGGACCAUUGCAGAAGCCUGAGGGUGGAGAAUCCAGGAACCCCCACAGGGCGCCAAGCUUGCUCCUCUUGCUUCUGCGCUUCAAUGCCAGCCCAACUCAGCGCCAGCCCUAUGGCCACCAUGGUCUUCUCGUUGUAUUACCAAUAUGCAAUCUUUUUUAUUGUUGAAAAAAGUAAUAAUCUCAAGAAAUAAUAUGGGGAGAAACUGAGUGGAAACCCAUGAACUUUUUUCCAAAUGUCUAUUUUUUUGGAGAGUCUCUUUGGGACUGCAAGCAGGUGUGUUCUGGGAAUGUGGACCUGGCUGAAACAGGUCCCAAAUGCCAGGUGGGAAUCAAGUUUGAAGAGGUGAAAGGGGGGGUCGCCGAUGCUGCUGUCGCCCAUUCUAUGUGUGGGUGGGAAGAGACCAUGAUAUUUAGAAAGUCCAUUCAUUAUAUUUUGACAUUUCAUAGAUCAUAACUUGGGAAGUUUGGGGGAAUGACCCCAUUAUAUUUUUAUAAGUCUUUUUUUUAAGAUGCUUUGCACAGCUUUAACACGUAGGAAAGUUAGACAAAUAUUUCUCUUUCCUUCUAACUCUGAAGUGCCAGAAUGGUCCCAGCCUAGCCAGGGCACUCCAGGGAAAGUGACAGGGACUGUGAUGAGCUGAACUGGAAGCGAGAGUCCUCCUGGCCGAUCUGGAUAUGCACAGAACCACUGUACCCAUGGCACGAAGCCUGUCCCAGGCCUGCGCUCCAUGGCUAGGCCCCAGGAGUGGCACUUCUGUCCUUGCACUUUACUGGCUUGGCCUUGGGUCAGAGUUAUAGGCAGGAUAGAGAUUGAUCUCUGACAAUCAGUCGGGCGCUUCGCUUGUAUCCUUCAAGCUAGGGAGCUCAAGGGCAGGAUGGAGGGGUGGGAGUGAAGAGAUGAUGUCCACUUGUCCCCUACCAUGCACUUUCCCUGGGGAGUUUUCCUCCUUUCCUUGUGGCAUUGAAGCUAGUACCAAGAUGGGUCUAAAAUAGAUGAAGCCAAGACAAAGACCAAUCGCUCUGAGUGAAGAAGAUGCACUACGCAGCCAAGAGGAUGAGACUGACUGCUGGCGCUCCUCCAGGUCUAAAGUCAGCCGGCCUGAGCCUUCCCUCCUCUUGGACUGUACCAUCCAAAAGGACAAUCCACGUUCCGGCUCAGGGUGAGGGGGCACAGGACCUUUGUUUAGGGGAAAUCUUGAGCAGUAGGAGCCCCGUGAGUGGGUGACUCUCAUCUGAGGUCUGUCUUUUCCCACCCUAAAAAUGUUCAAAGCAGGAAACAUGAAGACGGCCUUGAAUAGUUCAGGAUGAAGAUGCCAGUGUAUGGUGCUGUGAGCAUCUUCCUCGGCACAAGAGGAGGAAUCUUGUCGCUCCAAGGCUGCGCAUCUUAGGAGAGGCUGCAAUUAGCCCUCUCCAGAGGCACUUUAUUCUCUUUGUUUAGGUAACUAACAUCUGUGAUGGAAAAUAAUCAACGGAGCCCUCUCCUUACUGUGACUCCAGUCUAGGUGAAUAGGGUGACCACGGGAACAUCGGAAUCUAUGCUGAGUCACAUCUCUCACACAAAACCACCCAGCACCUUCCAAAAUGGUCUCCAUGGCAAGCAUCUGGAGUCACCCUGAGACAGAGAAAUCAAUGGACCAUUUUCCCAGUCUCAACUGGGGUCCUGGGUCCCUGUGUCAUCAUUUUGGAGUGGUCCAUUGUGAGCUGCCUGACCUGGGUGCCAAAUCCAACAAGCCAUGGGCUCACGUCUUUGAGCCAUACUGGCGAAUGUCACUGAAGCCCUUCAGACUAUAAGCAAAGAGACAGCUUGAGUCAAGCCCACGGUUAAUACACAGAGUGCUCUUGGGUACAUGUGCAAACUUUGGUCUCUCUGAAUGCACAGUGGGGAGAGUGGGAUGGCAUCUGAACUCUCCCUGCCUCUACCUGCCGUGACUCUCUGCUUACACUGGGGGUCUUCGCCCAGCCUAAAGCCCAGUCUAAAUCAAUCGUUUUGAUUUCUCAGGGCUCGGUGCAAGCAUGUAGGUUUAUGCACAGGUGCACUGACCAGCACAAUUCCUGUUGCUGCUUCUCUUUGUCAGGAAAUCUGCAAAUUUGUUUCUCCUCUUUUAAUCAAAACCCAAAAGAAGAGGAAAAGAGAAGGGAAGGAAGGAGGGAAGGGAAAGAAGGAAGGGAUUUGAACUACAUAAGUUAAGUCAAAGCUUUCAGGUGAUCCCAAUAAACAGGGCAAGGCUUUCCUAGUUCCUCUUCAGGCUGAGCACAAAUGCCUUAUGCCCUGAGAUUACAGGUGAAAAACGGAUGGUUCCGUAUAUGGAGAUCUGAUGUCCGUGCAGAGAAUACCGCACUGGUUUUGAAGCUCCUCUUCAGUACAGACUGACACUCGUGCAUAGUGUGAGCCUUGGAAAGGGGCGCAGAGGAGUGGAUGACUUCAACUCACCUCCAGAGCUGUUUAUUCUAGGAGCCAGGUGGGGACACCAACUGCCGCUCACCCUGCUAGCUUCAGGGAGUCCACUGUUUUGAGAAAUAAACGGCUCCACUCCGCCCUCUUCUGGAAUUUCCUAGCACCUGCAAGACCCUUCUUGGCAAAGGCAAUAAUGGAAAAUGUGAGAUUGUGUGUGUGUGUGUGUGUGUGUGUGUGUGUGUGUGUGUGUGUGUGUGUGACAGAAAGAGAGAGAGAGAGAGAGAGAGAGA
This is a messenger RNA of Myodes glareolus (Bank vole), 5168 nucleotides long. The record is from RefSeq and is a predicted model, not a curated record. NCBI's taxonomy places the organism in Eukaryota, Metazoa, Chordata, Mammalia, Rodentia, Cricetidae.